Messenger RNA from Xenopus laevis (African clawed frog), 1779 nucleotides. It is a transcript of the gene tcap.L, whose product is annotated as titin-cap L homeolog. Gene Ontology annotation, biological process: sarcomerogenesis; skeletal muscle contraction; animal organ morphogenesis. The transcript has 2 exons. The record is from RefSeq and is a predicted model, not a curated record. Gene Ontology annotation, cellular component: sarcomere; Z disc. The coding region runs from base 243 to 803 and encodes 186 amino acids. NCBI's taxonomy places the organism in Eukaryota, Metazoa, Chordata, Amphibia, Anura, Pipidae. Gene Ontology annotation, molecular function: protein-macromolecule adaptor activity; structural constituent of muscle; titin binding.
UGAGAGCCGGGAACUCUCUUAUUGAUGACAAAUCCUUCCCAUAUCUGUUCCCUGUGUCCCUCAUUUGUCACUGGGACUGAGGGGGAUGACGAUGACUCUUUGUGCAGAUAUAGACUGUUACUGAACAGAAUGAAAAUAGACACACACAAGGGUAUAUAAAUGUGGGGCAGAGCCCAGUCUGGCAGAGUCAAACACACUCAGGAUCAGAAGGAGAAACCACAGCUCUAAACCCAGACAGAAAGAUGGUGGGAAAGACCGAGACCCUCAGGACCAUGGGGAACGUGGCCGAGCUGAGCUGCCGGGUGCAAGAAGACAACACGGCCAGGAGGGAGGGCUUCUCUGCAGAAUGGAUAGACACCUCCAUAUUCAGCCGACCAGAGGAAAGCUGCAAUGCCCGCGAUGCCAACGUGUGGAAAAGAGAGAGUUUCCACCAACAGGGACAGACCCGCUUCUUGGUCCAACAGUCUCCUGCCCAGGUCAUGAAAAUGGGGCGUCUUGGCCAAAAACUAACCCAGUACCAGCUGCCCUACCAGAGAAUGUUGCCUCUACCUAUCUUCAAGCCAGCAGAUCUCAACAGCAAGAUGGAUCGCAUGGCCACCCCACCCCAGCUGCGCAGCAUGAUGGAGUUCGAAAGGGGGCUUAGCCACCCAGGCAAUGAUGGAGUGUGCCCCGAUAAAAAGUCUCUCUCCCAGAUCACUAAAGAGUUGCCACCAGUCAUGCAACCAGCGAGAAUGGAGAUUAUGAAGCCUGGCAUGGCCCAGUCUUUUACAAGGUCUAUGUCUCAAGAGGUCAUGAGAGGCUAGAGGAGAGGGAAGGUCUAGAGGAGCAUGAAAGGUGUAGAGCAAGUGCCAAAUCCUGUCUGCUACUCAUAGAUGGCCAGGUUAGAGUGCAGUGUGUGUCUGCAUAGUGUCUGCUCUAGAAUGCCCCAAUUUGUAUAGCUGGAAAUGGCCAACUGGAGACAACCUCUUCGUUGUAUUUGUAAACUGGAUAGAAUAUUCCAGCUUGAAAUUAUUUGCAGAAAUAUAUAUGUAUCUUAUCUGUUGGGAAUUAUAUAUGGAAUGGAAGGUGGCAUAUGAGUAGGUACAGGAGCUCUUAGUCCUUUAGACCAUAGAGUUUUAGAGUAAGAAGGUAGAAAGGUUGUCAUUCCACUGCUUCCACCCAUGCACCCCAAGCCUUGUUUGGCUGAAAUACGGCCUUCAAUGGGAGACAGGGUAACAUGGCUGAAUUCCCUUUUUACUAAGCAAGAAUGGGUUACUUGUUGCCCUGGGUUUUAGUGCCAUGGUUGGUGUUGGCCACUUUAAGGAAGGUUGGAGACCUGGUUAAGCAUUUUCUGACUUGACCGAGCAAAACCACUUAAUGCACUUUAGAUGCCAAUACGCAAGGAAUCCAGGGCACUUUGCAGAGAGAUUGCAGGUGAAUAGGAAUGAAGAGGGACAUAGUUUGUAUAAAGCACCACGGAUGGUCACUGUAGGAAUCAGAUCCCUCAAACAUAAUGGUAUGGGCCACACUAUGUAUUCCCAACCUCUCCUACAUGAAAUCCUGGUGACUGAACUACCUGGAACUGGCAAGUGUUGAGCUAUGAGGCAUUUACACACCUCGAGUGAUGGGACAGUGGGAAAUGCGUUAGGUGAAACUGCAGAAUGCAGAUCCCUCCGCCCUUAAAGGGGCAGUUUUGUAUGUAAACAGAUAUUUAUAUUUGUACCUACGUUUGUCUUGGUACUAAUUAUGUUCUAAUGUUAUUUUCUUAGGUCUAAUAAAAAAAACUUUGUUUCAAUAAAA